Caenorhabditis briggsae is the source of this 1620-nucleotide messenger RNA. Bases 1 to 1620 code for a protein of 539 amino acids. NCBI's taxonomy places the organism in Eukaryota, Metazoa, Nematoda, Chromadorea, Rhabditida, Rhabditidae. The transcript is spliced from 6 exons. The record is from RefSeq and is a predicted model, not a curated record.
AUGGGUGCAGUGUUCCUGUUGAUCAUCACGAUGGUCAACUCGGCAAUCAUUCGACCGCAUGUUGUGGAGGCCGCACGUGGAAUGCCCCCACGUAUGCACAAUGUGGAGACCAAAUUUCGAAUCCCGCUGGGCCAAAAGCAAUUCAAACUGGUUUGCCCUAUCAUCACAGUCUUGGAAAAAGACAACACUAUGAUUCAAUGGUCCAAAAAUGGGGAACAGCUCGACUGGGACAGUCAGUAUAAGUUGUCCAAGGAUGGAAAGGAAUUGAAAAUGAAGUCGGUGAAAUUCGAGGACAGUGGAAGAUACCAGUGCCAGGCAACAAAUGGGUUCGGACACAAAACUAUGGAAUUCAUCGUUCAUGUACAUGAUCAAAAUGAUAAGGAGAAUUCUGUGAAGGAUUAUUUGGUUUUGUCAAAUACAACCGCCAGCCCAAGUUGGUUGAUUGACAUGAACUCCGAAUGGCGAUCGCCUAUCAAGAUCAACACGGGAGGCAAACUCGAGUUGCGUUGUCCGGCCCAAGGAAACCCAUUGCCCGAAAUUCGAUGGUAUCAGAACGAGAUGGAAAUUAGCGAGAAAACCCACAAACACGUCUCUUCAAUUGCCGUCGAACCUGUUGAUAGUUCUUACAGUGGAGUCUACCGAUGCGUUGUGGAGAACUCGCUGGGAUCCUUAUCCUUCGCUUUCGAUGUGACUGUUGGAGACUUUUUCGAUCCACCAACCACAGAUAUCAGUGAACAUCAGGAAACCGCUAUGGAACCAAUCAUCGACCAACCAUACAAUAUUAGCGUAUAUGCUGGACAUACAGCUCAAUUCCAGUGCAAAGUCAAAUCUAAUGAGAACACCAUCAUUAAGUGGCUUAAAGAAGUCUCGGAUCCAGCUGCUAUUCGUCACAAGGAUCCAAAUGCUACCGUAAUCCAUGCCAAUGGAAUGAACCUUUUGGUUUUGGAUUAUAUUCAAUCAGAAUCCACAAUCCCAACUGAAGACAUGGAUAAUGUGUACACCAAUCGGCUCACUAUUCAUAAGGUUGACUAUCAGCAUGCUGGAAAAUACAUAUGCGUUGUUACAAGUGCCCAAGGACAGAUUGUUUACAAAUCAGCAGAAUUGAAAGUGCUAUCCUCCUAUGAUUUCACCUUCCCAUUCAAGUCUGACGGAUUUCUGGUUGUUCUCGCUGUCGUGGUCUCUAUCUUUGUGUUCAUCGUUAUUCUGGCAAUUAUCUGGCUGAAGAAAAACCAAGAAUCCACGACAAGAGAUCAAGACCUGAAACCACCACCACCACCACGAAUGCCACCACCAGCUGCUCCUCAGGAAAAUGAUUGGUCCAGUGACAGGACAAUGCACUCAUCAAAACCGCUCCUGUUGCAUAAUUCAAUGUUCAAACAACCGAACCCAAUGAAGUACCACGCGGCGACAAUGGAUCGGAACAAUUUGAUACGAGCAGAGAGACGAUUUGACGAAAUGUCAAACGUCUAUGACAACAAUACAGUACACCCGUAUUGGACACAACAAAGGAACAACAAUUCGAUAUACAAUGGUGGUUAUCGAACGCUAGAGGUUCAACACCAUCGAAAUUAUCCCACGUCAGAUGAGUACACGGACCAGGAUAUGUUCUACUAUAAGUAA